This is a messenger RNA of Paramecium primaurelia, 1610 nucleotides long. NCBI's taxonomy places the organism in Eukaryota, Ciliophora, Oligohymenophorea, Peniculida, Parameciidae. The record is from the annotation of a GenBank genome assembly.
AUGGGUUCUUGUUCUGGAUCAGUAUAAAAUAAAUAAAAGCAAUCAAGAGAUGAAAGGAUUAGAACCGAACCAGAUAAAGAAAGAGGAAGUGAUGCUUUCACAGGCGGUAUCAAUAUUUCAAAUGUUUCGAGAAAAAGUGAUGAAUUAAAAGGCUUAGAUUUGCCUAAUCAAAAAAAGAAGACAAUGAAAAAGUAAGAAAGUCUUAAAGUCACACUUUCUAUAACAAAUGGUCCUAUAUCUAAAUACUAUAUCAGAAAGAACCUACGUUAUUUAGAAGGUGUUAAUUUUAAAGAUAAUAUGUUUGUUGUAUAACAUGUAGUUACUGGAAAAAUUAGAGUAGCAGAAAGAUUUUAAAUAAAUACAAACACUAGUGCUUUCAUAAAUAAAAUAGUAUACUUAUAAUUAGUAAAUAUUUGAUAUAUUUUAGAAUCAUCCAAAUUUGCUUGAUAUAUAUGGAAUUUUUUAAGAAGAUAACUAUUUUACUAUUAUUUCUGACUAUUGUAAUGGUGGAUCAUUAUUAACAUUGCUAUCAGAAAGGAAUUCUCAUUUUGAAGAGGAAGUUGCUGCUUAAUGUUGUAGAUAAAUUUAUGAAUUAAUGGGAUAUUUACAUAAAUUUGGGCUUUAUCAUGGUUAAUUAAGUUUGAAGAGUUUUGAAAAAUACAAUUAAGGAAAGAAAAAAUUUACAAUAAAACUUGUUGAUUUUAGUUGUUUAUUUUGUAAAUCAGAUAUUAAUGAAAACAAUGUAUAAUUUUUAUCACCUGAAUGUUGCAAUGAAAAAUCAAGUUAUACAUCUGCAAGAGAUUAAUGGGCAGUUGGAAUCAUUACAAUGGCAUUAACUCUAGGUAAAUUACCUUUUAAUGCAAAAUCAUAAUAAGAAUGUUUAGAUAAUAUUCAAUAAUCUUGUAAAAAGGAAGGCUUUAUAUAAAAGGAAUUAGAGAAAUAAGUAGCUAAUCCUUUGAUUAAAGAGUUAAUACUUUAAUUUUUGUAGGUUUCUCCUUCAAAAAGAAUAGAUUUUUUUUAAGCCUUAGAGAGUAAAUGGAUGAAAAAUUAUGAAUAAAUUUUCAAAUAAUAGUUUAAGUAAUGUUUAGAUGAAUUAACAAAGAAAAAAGAAGCAAACUUUCUUCAAUCUUGCUUUCUUUUAAUGAUGAUUAAAUAAUUUGAUGAUUAAUACUCUUAAAUAUAAGAAAUAUUUAAUGGAUUAGAUCUUGAUAAAAAUGGUAGACUCACAAAACCAGAAUUAGUUAAACAUUAUACAUAAUACUUUCAUCUCAAAUAUAAUUAACAUGAGAUAUAAGAAUUUGUAGAUGAGAUAUUUGAUGCUUCAGAUCUUAAUCAUAGUGGUGAUAUAGAAUUUUCUGAGUUUUUAAUUGCUCUAUCUAAUUAAAAAACCCUUAUUACUAAUGAAAAUUUAAAGUGUAUUUUUAAUUAAAUAAAUCAUGGAUAACCUUUUGGAUUUAUAGAAUUGCAACCAUUAUUUAGAACUAAGGAAGCUGAACUAUAAAAUUCCUUACAAUAAAUUCCAAAUCAAAUUGUAUUAUUUUUAUAAUUAAUAUUAGAUUGAUUUUGAAGAAUUUACCAAAAUGAUGUUUGAAUUGAUAGAAAACAAAUGA